This is a messenger RNA of Aethalodelphis obliquidens (Pacific white-sided dolphin), 2965 nucleotides long. RefSeq names its product kelch like family member 14 (gene KLHL14). Gene Ontology annotation, cellular component: neuron projection; endoplasmic reticulum; neuronal cell body. Lineage: Eukaryota; Metazoa; Chordata; Mammalia; Artiodactyla; Delphinidae. Gene Ontology annotation, molecular function: protein binding. The transcript is spliced from 8 exons. Bases 121 to 1989 code for a protein of 622 amino acids. The record is from RefSeq and is a predicted model, not a curated record.
CGUCCCCACGCCGACCCCACCCCACCCCCUCCACUACCCUUCUCCCCUCCCUCCCAUCCCCCACCCCUGUCUGCCAGGUCGGAGGAGGGUUUAAAGCCAGGUGCGCCGAGUCAGCUCGCCAUGUCCAGAUCCGGGGACCGGACCUCCACCUUCGACCCCAGCCACAGCGACAACCUGCUGCACGGCCUCAAUCUGCUGUGGAGGAAGCAGCUGUUUUGCGACGUGACCCUGACGGCCCAGGGCCAGCAGUUCCACUGCCACAAGGCCGUGCUGGCCUCCUGCUCGCAGUACUUCCGAUCGCUUUUCUCCAGUCAUCCCCCUCUCGGGGGAGGGGUCGGCGGCCAGGACGGUCUGGGGCCCCCCAAGGACCAGCAGCCGCCGCAGCAACAGCCGCCGCCGCCGCAGGAGGAGCCGGGGACUCCUUCCUCCUCCCCCGACGACAAGCUGCUGACCAGUCCUCGGGCCAUCAACAACCUGGUGCUGCAGGGCUGCUCGUCCAUCGGGCUGCGCCUGGUGCUCGAGUACCUCUACACGGCCAACGUGACCCUCUCCCUGGACACGGUGGAGGAGGUGCUGUCGGUCAGCAAGAUCUUGCACAUCCCCCAGGUCACCAAGCUCUGCGUGCAGUUCCUCAACGACCAGAUCUCGGUGCAGAACUACAAGCAAGUGUGCAAGAUCGCCGCACUGCACGGCCUGGAGGAGACCAAGAAGCUGGCCAACAAGUACCUGGUGGAGGAUGUGCUGCUGCUCAACUUCGAGGAGAUGCGCGCCCUGCUGGACUCGCUGCCGCCCCCCGUGGAGUCGGAGCUGGCGCUCUUCCAGAUGUCCGUGCUGUGGCUGGAGCACGACCGCGAGACCCGCAUGCAGUACGCGCCCGACCUCAUGAAGCGCCUCCGCUUCGCGCUCAUCCCGGCCCCCGAGCUGGUGGAGCGGGUCCAGUCAGUGGAUUUCAUGCGCACCGACCCGGUCUGCCAGAAGCUGCUGCUGGACGCCAUGAACUACCACCUGAUGCCCUUCAGGCAGCACUGCAGGCAGAGCCUGGCCAGCAGAAUUCGCUCUAACAAGAAAAUGCUGUUGUUGGUUGGUGGAUUGCCUCCUGGGCCGGACCGGCUCCCCAGCAAUUUGGUUCAGUACUAUGAUGAUGAAAAGAAGACGUGGAAAAUCCUCACAAUUAUGCCAUACAACAGUGCCCAUCACUGCGUUGUGGAGGUGGAAAACUUCCUGUUUGUAUUGGGUGGAGAGGACCAAUGGAACCCUAAUGGAAAACACAGUACAAAUUUUGUCAGCAGAUAUGAUCCCCGAUUUAAUAGCUGGAUACAACUUCCGCCCAUGCAAGAAAGAAGAGCCAGUUUCUAUGCAUGUCGGUUGGACAAACAUUUAUACGUUAUUGGUGGACGGAAUGAAACUGGCUACUUGUCCAGCGUGGAGUGCUAUAACCUAGAAACAAAUGAAUGGCAUUAUGUGUCCCCCUUGCCACAGCCUCUGGCAGCUCAUGCAGGAGCAGUGCACAAUGGGAAAAUAUACAUUUCAGGGGGUGUACACAAUGGAGAAUAUGUCCCAUGGCUAUAUUGCUAUGACCCCGUCAUGGACGUCUGGGCUCGAAAACAAGAUAUGAACACAAAACGCGCCAUCCACACUUUGGCUGUAAUGAAUGAUCGCUUGUAUGCAAUUGGAGGAAAUCAUUUGAAAGGUUUCUCCCACCUCGAUGUAAUGCUCGUGGAAUGCUAUGACCCAAAAGGUGACCAGUGGAAUAUUCUCCAGACUCCCAUUUUGGAGGGUCGCAGUGGUCCUGGCUGUGCAGUGCUAGAUGACAGCAUUUACCUUGUGGGAGGCUACAGCUGGAGUAUGGGAGCCUACAAGUCAUCUACAAUAUGCUAUUGUCCAGAAAAAGGCAGCUGGACAGAACUUGAAGGAGACGUAGCAGAACCACUGGCAGGCCCAGCCUGUGCAACAGUUAUCCUGCCUGCCUGUGUACCUUACAACAAAUAACACCAGGAAACCCUGGAAUGAACAGUAUCGCAUUCUAGGAAGCAAUGACAGGUGACAUCCCUAUUAUAAUAGGAACAAUACAUCCUAAUGGUACAACUGCCGAAACUCCAUUCUUGGUUUCUGAUGAUUUACAAGAAGCUACAAAAGAAGAAGACCUGUCCUUGAACAGGUACUCUGUCUGUAACUCGGAUUACACCGAACUUCCUGUGGUGAUAGACUCUUCCGUUUCAGACUGGUUUUAACUUGUCCCAGCUUUAUAAAAACUCCUCACAUGGAUCUCAACUUUCAAAAGGAGAAAGAUAAAAUACAGGAGAGUGCCCCCCAGAGAGACCUAAGAUCAGUAUUGUGCAUUGUAGUCUACCUGCAUGUGAUCUGUGUUGAAGUUUUGGGGAUAUUGUGUUCAUGAAUGAUGCAAAAUUUGACCCACCAAAAGACUCACACUGCAUUACAGAAAUUGCCACUUGAUUCUGUAUUCCUAACCUGUGGCGACUUCACAGAUUCCGUAGGCAACACAGUUAUAGAAAAUCAUAAAAGAUUAAAGAGGAACAUUUUUGUUUCCAUAUAACUUCAUUUCAUAUACCUUUUGCCCCUUACAGCACCUCGUGGGAAUGUAGAAGAGAAAGAUAUUGGCUCUUGUAGCAAUUGCUUUCUGCCCUGUAGGUUCCAGGCUAGCCAGAGUCAUAAUUUCUGUGUCCUCAGUUUUAUCCGAAAGAUUAAGACAAAAUACGGUGUGUCACCAUUCAGUUUAUAGAGGCUCACUCUUUCUCAUUUGGAGCAGCAUAUUAAGUCAUGAAUACACCUUGUCUUUGCUUCGAAAAUAUAGGACUGACAAAGACAGUCAUGCAAUAUUGAAUAUUCUGUAAAUAGCACAUCUGGCCCAAACUUAACCCCUAAUGAAAACUGAGAGAUUGCUUUCGGAAAUUCAGGGACGAAAAGACAGAUUUCUCUGAAGAACUGUCCCCUUUUCUCUCUGUCC